Paraphaeosphaeria sporulosa is the source of this 627-nucleotide messenger RNA. RefSeq lists its product as uncharacterized. The record is from RefSeq and is a predicted model, not a curated record. NCBI's taxonomy places the organism in Eukaryota, Fungi, Ascomycota, Dothideomycetes, Pleosporales, Didymosphaeriaceae. The transcript has 2 exons. Gene Ontology annotation, cellular component: mitochondrial large ribosomal subunit. The coding region runs from base 1 to 627 and encodes 208 amino acids. Gene Ontology annotation, molecular function: structural constituent of ribosome.
AUGAGCUUACAACGGCACCUCCGAACGGCACAGUCGCUGCCACCGCGGCUGAUCAACUUCUUUGAGAAGUACCCGCCGCAAUCGCUGCUGCACUUCACCGCGCCUGCUGCCCCAACCGCAGAGACCGCAUCCACCGUCGCGCCAGCAGAGCCCGUGGCCUCUCCCGUCCACGCCGAGCCCACAGCACAAGAGCCACUCCGUGGCGACUUCUCCGUACCCCGCAACGUACCAGCCGAAGCCCAGGCUGGCCUCCCGUACCCAAACCCCUUCCUCCCGCGCAAAAACCACACCACUGGCCGCUGGUACGGGCCCGUGUUCGGCCUUCGCCAACAAGCCGAUCUCGUCAAACUAGCACAAAAACACGAUGUCCUCGAUUUGUUGCCGUGGACUAUCAAGAAGCCCGGUGCCAAGGAGCAGAGGCGGAUAGAGAGGGGCUUACAGGUCAAGGGCACGGGAGAGGGUCAAAAGGUUAAGGGAAAGCUGUGGGAGAGGACGCUCAAGGGACGCUUGGAGAUGAGGAAGAAGGCUAUGAUGGAGAUGCCGGCUUUGAUCCAGGAAUGGAAGCAGAAGGGCCAUGGUCGCGGAUGGAAGAAGUACCCCUCGGGCAAGAAAGGGAAACUAAAUUAG